Exophiala aquamarina CBS 119918 is the source of this 1872-nucleotide messenger RNA. RefSeq lists its product as uncharacterized. Lineage: Eukaryota; Fungi; Ascomycota; Eurotiomycetes; Chaetothyriales; Herpotrichiellaceae. The record is from RefSeq and is a predicted model, not a curated record. The transcript has a single exon. The coding region runs from base 1 to 1872 and encodes 623 amino acids. Gene Ontology annotation, molecular function: protein binding.
AUGCUACAAAUCGUUCGAGAGGGUCAUCCCGAUCGUGUCCUCCUUGGCCUCCUCAAUCCAGACAUAGCGCUCGAUUUCAUUUCCACCUCCACCGACGAGGACUUCGCAGAUGCACUCUGCUCUCUAGAUCCGGAAUACUUCAUUGUGCCUUUUCGCGACCUACAUUACCAUUUAUCACCUACUCUAGAGACUCGGCCGCAGUUUCGAUACGUAAAGUCGUUCGAAGAACGAACUACCACCUUCAUCAACAUCCUCAACAAGUUGACGGAGGAGCGCAUAAAUGCUGUCCGCGCCAUACCCUUGCGAGUUCAUUGCCAUCUCCUAAAAUGCCACGCCGCUUGUGGCAGGGCAGAUCUAGCAAAGCACGUCUUCUACAAAUCUAUGCCCGAGGAUCAACUUAUGCCUGAUCGUGCUUGUUACAAUUAUCUCAUGGAAGCUCUGACCUGGAACAAUGCAUAUAGUGGGCGCGAAAGAUAUAAACUCCGUGUGACUGGGGACCGACUGGCAUUCCGCUCGUAUGACGACAGACCUCUCAAUUUAGCUGGCCAUGGUGUCGCUUCUCCGUCUAACCCAGAGAACAAGGAUUCCAUUAGAAUUCAAGUCCUCAAAAUUUUUAACGACCUUGUGCGCCAGGGAAUCUCCGGCGAUGAAGCGACAUUCUGCCAUCUGAUGAUUGCUAUGGGCCGGGAGGGUGACAUGGAGGGUGUGAAGAGUAUCCUGAAAUCUGUAUGGAACAUCGACAUUGAUGGUCUCAACGCCUAUGACGAGGAGGAGCUCGAAAGUCCCACAUUCUAUGUUGAAAACUCGAUACUUCGACCUUCAGAACGCCUGCUCUUUACCAUUGCUCAUAUCUUCGGAAGCAAUAACCAAAUUGAUACUGCGUCAACGCUGCUCGACUAUGUAUCACGGCAUUACAACAUGGAGAUCUCUAGCAAAGUUUGGAAUCACCUGUUAGGAUGGGCAUAUUCCCUCUUCAGUCAAGGGCGUCCCUGGCAACGGAGGAGAGGGCUCAAUAUCGGGCGUCCUUCUGCUGCUGCUGUCGAAUCCCUUUUUGCCGUGCUACAAGGGGAGCCCUACAAUAUUCAAUUUGGCAUCGUCCCUCUACAUUAUCGAAUUCGAGUCCGACUGGCAAAGCGUGUGCUUGACCCACUACUUAGCGAUGUGCGAGACUGUCUAAGACAAUUAGACGAUGACAGACUGCAACUUUCUACGCUGUACGAUAAAUUGCGUGUUCUCGUGCUGGACAAUUAUGGAGACACCCACCAAGGUGACCUGGCCACCGUUGGUUUCCUAAAUCUGAGGAGAGAGUUCAUUCUCACAGCUUUACGUACGGAGGCCCAUCUGCAGAUGAUGAUUGUCAACCUUCGGAAUAUGUUCAAGGAAAACCACUUCGCUGGAGGUGGCAAAGAAGUCGAGUACUCGUGGCGACGUCUACCCAAACUAAUCCUCGAGUUUCCCGACUUUUUGCCCAACAUUGUCCCAUACUAUACACCCACUGGUCACGUUAUGCUGAUCCUUAAGGAAACGCGCAAGCAAGCGAUAUUGGAGACAAACACGUGGCAGAUGACAAGAACUUCGAGUUUGCGAAACAUGCUGGAUACGUUUAGCCCUUUCAAGCUAAUGCAUGCCACGUGGGUGCUUAGCGAGGGGAGCAAUGAACUGAUUUGCAGGUAUUUUGAUUCGCUGAACGAUCCUAGUGCUGAGAAUGUGACGGUGGACUGGGUUGCGAAGGAUGAGUUCAACACCCGAAAGUGGAGGCUGAAUGAACCUUCUUAUCGAGACCCCUACCCGCCUUCAGCUGACCGGCCUGAGAGCGGUUGGUCCCCAUGGCCAGGUCCCCCUCCGCCAAGGGGAAGUCAAAUUCGGUACUGA